Messenger RNA from Symbiodinium sp. CCMP2456, 3462 nucleotides. The record is from the annotation of a GenBank genome assembly. Lineage: Eukaryota; Dinophyceae; Suessiales; Symbiodiniaceae.
AUGAUGCGCCCUCGCCUUGUGACUGCUUCUGCCUUGCUUGGCCAACUGAAACCUGUCGCAAGCAGGCGCAGCAGAGAGGCCUACAGAUGCUUCGCUUCUGCCAAUCAAGACAUUUUGGUGUAUGGUGCCAACACAGAUGUAGGAAAGACGGUGGCGUGUGCUGCUAUCUGCCAUCAGGCAUUGGUCAGGGGGCAGCGAGUUGCAUACAUAAAACCUGUGCAAACAGGAGACGAGACUGAUGCAGCAGCGAUUCGCGAGCAUUGUUCUCGGGGUGGUGGCAUGACUGAUGCACUUCGCCUGGAGACUCUGUUCCACUAUCCAUCACCCGAGUCUCCUGCGAGUGCCGCCGAGAAGGCUGGAGCUCGGCCUCCACAAGAUGCAGAAUUCCGUGACGCGGUGCUUGCUUGUUUGCGGAAGGAGAGAGAGGAGCACUCGGGAGUCUUAGCGAUCUUGGAGACUGCCGGCGGGCCUUUGAGCCCGGGCCCGAACCACACCUUUCAAGCCGACAUCUAUGCCCCCUUAAGCCUGCCCUGCGUGUUGGUGGGUGACUCGAAGCUGGGCGGGAUAUCCGCCACUGUCUGCGCCUACGAGGCUUUGGUCGCUCGCAAGCAGCGGCCAAAGGCAAUCUUGUUCAUCGGCAGUGAGGGAAGGCACAGCAAUGCCAGUGCAGUGCAGAAGGCACUACCAGAGGUGCCAGUGAUUUCGGUGCCUUCCACACCACCACAGCAGGAGCCCUUGACGGCGUGGUUGUCACAGGAUCAAGUGGCGAAAGGCAUGUCUGCACUCUUAGACGCCGAGGCAGAGUCCGAGGCAUCCAGUCUUGAGGAGCACUUGAGGCUGGAUCGUGAGCAUUUGUGGCAUCCCUACACCAGCAUGGUCAAGCCGGGUCUUGUUUGGCCUGUCCGAAGUGCAAGUGGUUGCCAUGUCCAGCUGGAGGAUGGUCGGAGACUUGUCGAUGGCAUGGCCUCUUGGUGGUGUGCGAUUCAUGGUUACAAUGUGCCAGAGUUGAACGCGGCGGCCGCUCACCAGCUAAGCCAGACCAGCCAUGUGAUGUUCGGUGGCUUGACGCACCGCCCAGCCACAGACCUCGCCAGAGUCCUCCUGAGCUGCAUGCCUCAGGGCCUUAGCCGGAUAUUUCUCUGCGACAGUGGCAGUGUGAGUGUGGAAGUGGCACUGAAGAUGGCCUUGCAGUACUGGGCGACCCAAGGGCUCCCACGAAAGUGUCGCAUUGCGACCGUGCAGCGUGGAUACCACGGUGACACCUUCGGGGCCAUGGCUGUGUGCGACCCCGUGCGUGGGAUGCAUAGCCUCUUCAAGAAUUCCUUGCCUCAGCAUCUUUUUGCUGAAGCGCCGGCCCUCGCGCAACCCAAAGAUGUGAAUGAGGGUGCCGCCUCGGACAGUGAUGGCUUUGCCAGCAUGGAGGAAAUUCUUCGACAGAAUGCAGAAGAUGUUGCUGCUGUCAUCAUCGAGCCAGUUGUUCAAGGUGCUGGCGGCAUGCGAAUAUACAGCCCGUCUUAUUUGGUGAAGCUGCGGAAACUCUGUAGCGAUCUGCAGAUCCUGUUGAUUUUUGACGAGAUUGCAACGGGCUUCGGCCGAACUGGCAAGCUUUUUGCUGCAGAGCACGCUCAGGUGACCCCAGACAUCAUGUGUGUAGGCAAGGCUUUGACGGGUGGUUACUGCACGCUUGGUGCCACCAUUGCCACAGACGAUGUGGCUCGCCGAGUAAGUGGCAAAGAUGGGACGCAGCCCCUGAUGCAUGGCCCAACUUUUAUGGCAAACCCUUUGGCUUGCUCUGUUGCUGCUGCCAGCGUCCGGCUCCUGUUGCAAGGGCCCUGGCAAGACAGGGUGGCCGCUAUCGAGAAGCAGCUGGAGAAGGAGCUUUUUCCUUUAAAGGAGCAUCGGGCAGUGUCAGAUGUGCGAGUGCUAGGUGCCAUCGGAGUGGUGGAGCUGCGUAGCCCACCCAAGGAACCCGCCAAGCUGCAGCAAGCACUGGUUCGGCACGGAGUGUGGCUCCGACCUUUCGGCCAAACCAUCUACACAAUGCCACCCUACAUCAUUUCAGAGCAGGAGCUCGGGUGCAUUACCAAGGCCAUUGCCGAAGUGCUUGAAGAAGGAAUCGAGCUGACAGCGAAAGAGCCGCGCAACCCGGCGAUGCUCUGCGGCCGCGGCGCGGCGGCCCUCGAGCUCGGCCGUAAGGACGAGGCAGCGGCGGAUUUCAGGAAGGCUUUGGCGCUCAACCCGAAGGACUCCUUUGCCAAGUGGGCCUUGAAUAGCAUCGAAGCAGACUCUGCGGUUGCGGCACAGAGGGCCAGAAUCGCGGAGGUCCAGGAUGAAAGCGCCUCGCGAAGGCCGGCGGAUGAGUCGCGAUCAGCGCGACCACAGACGCAGCCGAGUGCCACAAGAAGCACAGCAAAGCCUGUGACCUACGGAGUUGUUGCUUCUCCAAUUUCCCCCGACUGCGUUGACUCCGAUUCGGAUGGUGGCUCACCGCCUCAUCAUGUGGAUCAGGAGGCCCCUCACCCGACAUUGAGGAAUACCCCAGAGACGCCUUCCGCAGAGCUAACCCUGGCUCUGAGCGUCUCGAAACCAAAAGCCCCACCACAGCCGCCGCCCAGGGACGCCUCCUCAGCCAAAGAAGCAGAGCUCGUGCCCAUGACCCCGCCACCAACAAACCCCAUGCCCUCUUUGGAUGGCCCAGCCAUUGCGGCCACUGUGACUUCCCAGGCAGCUCCUUCAGCUCCGCCGGCUCCGGUGGUGACACCCGAAACUCCAUCCACCCCAUCCACAACCCCCACAUUAAUCCAGGACAGACCAGGCGUUCCAGCCAAAACGCCAGGCCAGGCAGUUCUUCCAGAGGUGCGGACCCCCGAACCGCCCUCCACAACCCCUGCAUCAACGCAUGCGCAUGCGGAUGCCCCCGAAUCCCCGAAAUUGUCGCAUCAGGAAGUGGCUGCCCGCUUUGUCUCCGCUUUUUCGGAGCCCGCAGAAUGGCCAGAUUAUUUGCCCGACUCGAUGAAAGCGCCACAGUCCAAGGCUCCAGCCCUCCCAGAGCCUGCAGUGGAGACGCUGCAGAAAGCCGUGCCCAGAGCAAAGAAGCGACCCGCGGAACCAGAGCCUGCGCCCCCUGUGCCGCCUGUGCCGCCUGUGCGCCGAAGCAGCCGACUGCAGGCCAAGGCCGACGAGGCAAAGGCCAAGGUCGUGGCCGAGGCCACAAGCAAGCCGCAAGCCAAAGGCAAGGCCAAAGCCAAGGCGAAGGAAGCGCCGAUAGUCAAGGAGGCGGCCAAGGCCAAAGCUAAGGCCAAGGCCAAGGCCAAGGCUGAUGCCAAAGCCAAGGGCAAAGCUAAGGCCAAGGCUAAGACCAAAGCCGCCGCGGUCGUACAUGAGGAUGAGCAGCCUCUGUCGGACCUGCUGAGGGCAGCCCCCAAAGCGAGUCGUCGCUCCAAGCCCAAGGAGGUGAAUUGA